Messenger RNA from Biomphalaria glabrata, 9408 nucleotides. RefSeq lists its product as uncharacterized. The transcript has 2 exons. NCBI's taxonomy places the organism in Eukaryota, Metazoa, Mollusca, Gastropoda, Planorbidae. The record is from RefSeq and is a predicted model, not a curated record. The coding region runs from base 1182 to 8621 and encodes 2479 amino acids.
AGUGAAUAGAUGUGUAAUGUAUAGCAGUGAAUAGAUGUGUAAUGUGUAGCAGUGAAUAGAUGUGUAAUGUAUAGCAGUGAAUAGAUGUGUAAUGUGUAGCAGUGAAUAGAUGUGUAAUGUAUAGCAGUGAAUAGAUGUUUAAUGUAUAGCAGUGAAUAGAUGUGUAGUGUAUAGCAGUGAAUAGAUGUGUAAUGUAUAGCAGUGAAUAGAUGUGUAAUGUGUAGCAGUGAAUAGAUGUGUAAUGUGUAGCAGUGAAUAGAUGUGUAAUGUUUAGCAGUGAAUAGAUGUGUAAUGUGUAGCAGUGAAUAGAUGUGUAAUGUAUAGCAGUGAAUAGAUGUUUAAUGUAUAGCAGUGAAUAGAUGUGUAGUGUAUAGCAGUGAAUAGAUGUGUAAUGUAGGGUAUAGCAGUGAAUAGAUGUGUAAUGUAGGGUAUAGCAGUGAAUAGAUGUGUAAUGUAUAGCAGUGAAUAGAUGUGUCAUGUGUAGCAGUGAAUAGAUGUGUAAUGUAUAGCAGUGAAUAGAUGUGUCAUGUAUAGCAGUGAAUAGAUGUGUAAUGUAUAGCAGUGAAUAGAUGUGUAAUGUAUAGCAGUGAAUAGAUGUGUAAUGUGUAGCAGUGAAUAGAUGUUUAAUGUAUAGCAGUGAAUAGAUGUGUAAUGUAGGGUAUAGCAGUGAAUAGAUGUGUAAUGUAUAGUAGUGAAUAGAUGUGUUAUGUAUAGCAGUGAAUAGAUGUGUAAUGUUAGUGAAUUAUGAGUAGAAGUGAACUGACUUGUGAUGUGUGGAAGUAUUUGCUAUUAUCCAGUGUUACAACCGUGACGCAGUCAAUAACAAAGGCGUGCUUGUCACCGAACCAACCCAGCUGGUGCUCUCGUACAAAUAGUACAAGCAGCUUUAUCGUUGUCAAAUCUCGACGUCUUUCAAAAGACAUGUUAACGUGUGAAAAAUCUAUACGGAUCUGAAUAUCAUAAAUCAAAAUUCUCAAAGAAGCCCACGGAUAUUGACUUUUAACAAGACAAAAAAGUCUUUACAACGAAAGUGGAAACAAUAUCUGUGCAAUACAAACUCAGUACCCAAAGCGUUGAGUUGCUGUGCACCUUUCUAAGCCAAUAGCUUGUAAACGACAAAACUCUUUGUAAAUCAUUGUGUAGUCUAAUUUAGAUCGAGGCUACUGUAGCAGACGUCAACCAUGCGUACAACUAGAGGGAGCAUGAAAGUGAAAGCAACAAAAAAAACUGCAAAAUCCGAAAUUAAAAGUCAGAAGCUCAAAGCUCCGAAAAGAAACGAAAGAACUCCCGAAUCAGGAUUGUAUAAUAAAGAAAUAAUACUUUUGAGAAAAAGCAAAUCAGCUCCUAAUCCAAAGAACGAAACUCAAAAGAUAAAAAUGUUGUCGUCUGCAAGAAAAGUUACCGCUAAACAAUUGGCGGAUCUAAUUUCUAACGAUCAAAUCCUGUUGCCCAUAAGAAAACACUCAUCCGCCAUACAUCAACCAAAGGACCAGUUGACACAAUCGUCUAGGGAUGCCACGCAAAGUUUAGUAGAAAAACUUGACAGAAAUAGUAGAAAAAGUGUUCAAGUGAAACGUCUGCGAGAAAAACAAGUGCACAGUCGAGUCCAGGAGCAGCAGAAGACAGUUCAUACACAUGAGAGCAGCCAAACGCAACAGCUCAUUACAAUUACCGAAAGGGCACAACAAAAGUCUUUAGUUAGCACAACAACGCCAAAGAUUUCCUCAUCGUCUGCUAAAAGAACAGCCAAACAAUACCCACGAAGUAUUUCCGGUGAACGUGUUACAAAUACCUCCAAACCAUUUAUUAACAAAACAAGGAAAUCGAAAUCAGUCUCUCCAAAAAGAGAAACUUGCAGUGUUGACAGACAAAAUAUAUCAGACAAAAGUGGGAGUCGAGCACUUAAUGCAACCAGAACUAGAGGCACUACUCAGGACUCGCUCACUUCCAGAAACAUUGGAAUAAGUGAAAAACGUAGAGAGCACAUUUCAAAAGGUUACCAGAAAAACUCCAUUGAUCAGCCACAGCAUUUAACACCCACAUUACUAGAAAAUGUCCACAGUAAGAAAAGAGCACUGUCUCCAGACACAUCUCAGAGUUUCAAGGAAACAAAGAAACGAAAAACGUCUUUGCCCUUUUCUCAACCGAAAAAAAGAAUGCCAUCGGAAGAUACUCCAGGCAUGUCUUUGCGAAGCUUAAAAUCAGAAUCAGAAAAUAAGCACACAACAACUCCUAACCACAAAUUAGCAAAGCCAAAUUCAACCCCUGUCCCAAAAUCUGCAUUAAAACAGACUUCAAAAAGUCAAGAUAGAAAUGAAAUUGGCGAAAAUUUGAAUACUACAGUCGAGUCCAGUUCGAAGAGAAAGUACGAAACCAAUUAUCAUAAUCUAAGUCCACCGAAGGGACGCAACUCUUUAAUUCGUUUUUGCAAGGAUGCAAAUCUUUCUUCAAGCAUUGUGAAACAAAAUAAAUCAAACAAAAUUCGUAAGUUUAACCAACCUGUAUCAGACGCAUUUAUCAAAUCAUCAGCUUUUAUGUCAAAAACAGAGGGCGCAACUGCCUUACCACACCCUGUUUUCAGAAAACAUUCCAGAAAACUAUUUUCUAAGCUACCUCGUAAAAUUGCUCCAAUGAAGCACAGCUCAUGCAAUCUGUCUAGUCACACACCAGUAACAACGCCAAUAAUACAUAACCGAAGAAAGAACACUCCAUCUAGCAAAAGUAGCCUUCAUGUUUCGCGGACUACUAGUCCUAGUGAUAAUCAGCAGAAACUGAGACCGAUACUAAACUCUCAAACCCCUAAUUCCAAAUCAGACAUUCUUAAUCUUAUAUCAGAUUUGAGAACAUUAUCAACACAGCUGAAAAGUGCUUCUAAAAAAUCUAAACUCUCUCAAGAAAACUCUCCAAAUAAAAUCCAUACAUUGAAUGAAAUGAAAGCAACCGAAAAACAUUUUUCUAACCGCAAAUCACUGGGCAAUGAUGGGCAAGAAACGGAAUCUCAUGGUCAGUCUACAGGUCAGCUAAAGAAAUCCAUUCAAAAGCAGCCAUUACUAAGAAACUCAGUAAAUUCGCCUGCACAUAAUAGCAAGGGAAUGUUUACAGCAGUUCAAAACCAGACAGACAAAUCAACAAAAAGGAAAGAUGAAAGAAGAUCAACGACUACAACAACCUUUCUUUCACCCAAUACAUUCACAAGGUCAUCGCGGAUGUAUACAUCUGACAACGUACGUAGGCCGAAUGGCGCGAUCAAAGCAAAAACAAGGUUAAUCAUUGGUGGAAAGUUUGGCAGAAAGAAAACAAAAAGAUCACUAAAGGGAAGUCAUCAAAAAUCUGGUGAUCAAAAAUUCACUUCCAAACGAUGUCAUAAUUCUACUUCAGAUAAUGAAAGUGAAGAUCGAUUAUUUAAUUCCAAGAAAAGUAGAUCCAGGAGAGAUUUUGUACGACUAAAGACUGCCAAUAAAUUUCUUUUAGUGCACAGAGGUAAGCUGGGAAACUCUAUGCGCUCAGGAAAAACAAUUCAGUUGACAUCUACUCCAGACGCAAAACUGACUUCUCAAUCACUAGAAACUGAGACUUUAACCAGAUCGAGGCAAAUAGGGAAUAGAAAAGUAAGAACACCAAACUUACAAGAGACUUCAAGAGAUUUCAAAAACCAAAUGUCUCCUCCUUCACAUCAAUCUAAGAAACAAUAUUCGUCUUCGGUGAAAAGUGGGAAUAACUUAAUUCGUCAAUCUGCAAGAGCCACUAAAUCAUCUUCAAUGCCAAUUUCUGCAGAAGUAUCUACCAGAGCCACUAGAUCUAGAUCAACUUCAAUGCCAACUUCUGCUAAAGUAUUUACAAAAGCCACUAGAUCUAAAUCAACUUCAAUACCAACUUCUGCUAAAGUAUUUACAAAAGCCACUAGAUCUAGAUCAACUUCAAUACAAAUUUCUUAUAAAGUAUCUAGAAGCGCCACUAGAUCUAAAUCAACUUCAAUACCAACUUCUGUUAAUGUAUUUACAAAAGCCACUAGAUCUAGAUCAACUUCAAUACCAAUUUCUGAUAAAGUAUCUAGAAGCGCCACUAGAUCUAAAUCAACUUCAAAUCAAACUCGUGCAUCUAUCAAAGCAACUAGAUCUAAAUCAACUUCAAAUCAAACUCGUGCAUCUAUCAAAGCCACUAGAUCUAAAUCAACUUCAACACUUCCUUCUGCUAAUGCAAUACCGCACAUAGACGUAGAGACUAUCAAAUAUAACAUCAUGUCGACUUCCAAGUCAAAGAAAAGAUUAUCCCAUGAAGGAGGCAGCAAGAACGAUAGGACUGCCCCACCUUCCUCUUCGAGACAAAGAACAUCCUCCAGUCAAUGUUCAAUCAAAGCUUCAAGAAAAAAACUUGCCAGGCCUGCUCCUAACUUAAAGGACCGUCCCAAAGUUCAAACUGACCGUCCCUCUCGACUGUUCCAAAGAUUAUCCUUUGAACCGGUUUCUUCCUCUGACACCAAAACAUUUUCAUCAUUAACCAAAACAAUGUCGACAAAAUCACAAGCUAAAUCAAUUGAUAAUUUAUCGGUCCGGGAGUCGACAAAGGCGGCUAAAGCUCAAGGCUGCAGAAAAUCUUUAUUCAACUCGUCAAAAACAAAUAAUUCCAUGAAAAAUAUAAUUCAAAGUAACUCCAAAAGAAAAGGUUUACAAACGAUAAUUUCUCCUUCACUCAAAAAGUCAUUCAAACAUAAGCAUGUCCAGGUUUCGUUGAUUCCAUCUCUGAUCAACAUUCAAAGGUUAGUCACCAAAAUGUCGAACAGCAUUGCCGUGCGCACACGGGUACGGGAUGAAUUAAACAAAACAAAGAGAGAAAUAUGUUCAUUCACGGAUAUAAUUUCUAUAGAAGACCUGUUAUCUUUUGCAAAUGAUUCCAAUUUCGAGCCUGGAUACUAUUUGCCACUGGAUGAUAAUUAUUCAGAGUCGGAGACAGUGCAUGAACUCCAGCUUAAAUCUGGGAAAAUAGUUUGCAUGGUGGAUAAAAAACUUUCUUACAGUCCGUCGCGAAUCAAGAGACAUAACCGAGCAAUUAACAUUGAUAAAACAAGACAGCAAGAGUUAUCUCCUACUAAGAAUGCCAAGUCAAGUUUUGAGAUUGAAGUUGGGACCCUAAAGAACAGCAGCCCAGAACUUGUCUCUGAUACACAUGAGGAUGGAAGUAAUAUUGAUGCCAUCAUCACUGAACACGACGACGAUGAAGAGUAUGUAGACGAAUCCGACUCUGAGAUCAUUUUUAGGUUAAGGAAGCCAUCGUUACAUAUCCACGACCCACCGAAUUCAUCAUUUGCGUGUUUAGGUUCAACAGAAGUUAAACGCGAUACAGUCAAACCAAUCAUAGAUUCAAUUUCUUCAUCAUCAUUUUCAACUUUUGGUAAAAGUGGCAACAAUUUAGGAGUGGAAAAAAACAAUUUAAAGUCUACAGAUCCACUAACAGACAACGCAAAGUCUGUAAAUGAAAUAGAUGAAAUAUUAUCACCAGGGCGUGAAGUGCAAGGUUGGUUAUCUACCGAAGAAGCUUCUACUUCCAAGGUAGAUCUAAUUGUUCCUACGCAAAGCAAUUAUAAUGAAACUAAGAAAGGCUCAAAAGGCAAUCAAAAUCAGGAACAAAACACUCUUUUAGCAAGCAGCAUAAAAACUGUGGAAUUUAAAAGCCAGGGAAAUGAAAGCUUUAUAAGCAAACCACAUAAUAACUCUAAUACAAAUAAAUCACCAUUUAGUUCUAAGUCAAGCAAGGGGCCGAAAAUAAAGCCGAUAAGUAAACCAAAGAAACAGAAAAAAGUUUUGCGAAAAAAGAAACACAACCCUGUAAUUAAAGUUCACAGGGUAAAGAAACAGGAGUUAUCCUUCAUGUUUAACUCGAGCAUUGACAAAUCAGAUACCGACUCGGACGACGAACAGGAGGAUGACGAGACAUCGGAAGAUAAAAAUUCCAAAGCAACCGGAAGUAGAUCAGAUGACCCUGUUCAAGCCAUCGACAUGUCAGACAUUGUGGACGAAAGCGAUAUCUUUUUACUGUCUACUUCCAAUGCUAAAGAUGGCGCCAAAGCUCAGAAAGCUUCUGACGAAGUCAGGCCAAAGGUAGAAUCGAUCAAACGAUCAAUGAAUUCAUUACCCACAUCAGAACAUGAGUCCACGAAACUAAUCGGCCAAGAAGAAAUAAAGUCGCAGUCUAUUUCACCAAAUAAAAGCGUUGGUCACAAAAAUACACCAGGAAACAUCGGCUUUUUGUUGAGGGAAGCUGAUAGAAAACAUUCAAAGACUGAAAACAAUAGAAAAAAUCUUCGACUCUCUCAUGAAACUCUCGAUUUGAGUAAGUUAAAAAGAGACACCAGAAGAUCAAGUAAAAAAGGAGAAUCGGAAAUUAUUACGAAUCAAGUCCGACAAAGUCCUAGAAAAAGAUCAUCUUCAGAUCACAAAGAAACUGGACUAUUAGAAUCUUUACCAACUGCUGAUUUUUUUACAAAUCCGGCAUCUCGCAAAACUUUCUCAGCCCAGUCUCAAAGUACAGCUUUACAGUCUGCCUCAACGUCUGUUUCAAUCAAUUCACAUGUAAGUCAAACAAGAUUGCAGACAGAAACAUUGAAAAAAUCAAAAAGUUUAACUGACUUAAAUUUAUUGACUAAUGAUUUUGCGAAAGAAAUUUCACUGAGGCCUCGACGAUCGUCUGCUCUGAAAAAAAGCCACGUGGUAGAAAGUGAACGAUUUCUGUCUCAGACUCAACAGAGCCCCUUGAAAAAACAUCCAAAGAAAGCAUCAACAACCCCUUCAAUGCUCAAAGCAACACCGGAGAAUUUCCCCAAACAAGCUGACACGACAAGUCCCAUAGGACUUAGUUCUCGUAAUCCUUUGCAUUUGACCAACUCUCAGAAAGUCCCAGAAAUGACGUCACCAAAAUCCUUGCGCAUGACUAGAAGCAGCAGAAAUCAAGUACACGCGUACCUAUUAAAUAACUCGACAGAAAAACCUGGUCGCAAAACUCAAACUUUACAUGAUCAAAACAACAAGUCAACUAUCAGAUUUAAAACGAAAGAUUUCCAAAGACAAUUGCUUCAAACUGAUAAAACCAUUCAAUCUAACAGAUAUUUGAUUAAAACUCAAAAGGCAGAAAGAUCUAUAAAAGGUGCCAAAAAUGAAAUUUUUAAAGCGGUUGUCGAAUCAUUGGAAAAUACAAACUACCCCAAACAAAAAGUAUUAAAAUCUGAAAAAUCUGGAGAUAUUAUUUAUAAAAUAAUGAAUAAAGAUUCGGAACAAUCCGAAGAAACCAAAACAGGAAAUGGAAGAAAAAGUUCUCCACGAAAACAAAACAAACGAAAACGCGUGCCUUUAGUUUUAUCUCAACAGAAUUAUUUCCACAUUAAAGGCUACAGAAAAGGGCGAUACAUUCUACGUGCUAGACGACGGAGGAGCGCUGCAGACUCGCCUCACUCUAACGAUACGUUUUCUAAAGUGAUGAGAACCUGCGAUGUGCCAAAUGAGAUUCCGGAUAAAUCCUCUACUCCAGCUCAUUUUAAAGAAAGAAAACAAUCGUCUGCUGAGAGUGAAGAAAAUACCAAAACACCGGCGACUGCAAACAAAAACAAAUCCGUUUUAUUUUCUAAGAAGCUAGACAGUGGGCAGAAAAGAAUAACUAGGCAAAUAUUUGUUAGGGAAUCUCCAAGCAAUCCUAACAAACACUCAAAGCCUCGAAACGUUGAAACAUUAGGACUUUCUGAUGAUCUAACUUCAUUUGGGACGUCUGCAUUGAAUAAGACAGACAAGACUGAUUCGAAAAAGACCAAUUACACAUCUACAGGCAAGGCCAAAUCAAUCUCAGAUUUCAUUCAAUUAAAAAAUCUUAAAGUUUCCACGAGAAGGAAAGACAAAAGUUCCACAGCACAAUCACAAAAACUUCAUCCUUCGAUUAAACCAGAAGGAUCUAAAUCGGAGUUACACAGCACACCUAUCAAUACUUACAGACGAGCUUCUGGGCUUACACGUACUGAAAGAUCUGAUCAUACCCAUUUCCAACCUGAUCAAACUUUCGAUGAUAUCGAUUUCGGGGAAGAGCGUGUUUCAGAAAGCAUCACUGGGUCUUUGAGAAAUGCCAAAAACAAAGUUCCCAUGUUUGUGAUCACAGAACCAACUCCAGUCAGACGACGAGGCUUAAGCAGCUUAGCAAAUCCAACCAGGGCUCGUGUGAAUCGUGUCCCAGUGUCACGGCUGUAUAGUUUCUCCAAUGCAGGCUCUGAUAGCGAUGACAAUGAAAUCCAAGGAUAUUUCUCUUCUUCUGAUCGCGUGGAUACGUUCUCUUACAGUGGUGAGAGAAGUUCUAACUGCAGUGGGCUUUGGACACCAACCAGCGAUCUCGGGCGUCGAGCACUCAGAGUUUUGGACAGAAGAGACGUGCUGACGUCACCACUGAAGCAGAAAAUGGACAGCAGUGCCCUGUCCAGCCCCAUAAACUCCCUUGGUAACUACACACAAUUUGACUUUGAAGAGAUAAUUGAUGACUUUACAAACUCGUUCUCAUACAAGGAUUCUCUUGCAGGGGAAGAACAACCAAAGGCAGCUCUGAAAAACGUCAGAUUUAAAUUCAAUCCAUCGGACAGUUGCAUUAUAUUAUAAUAUUAGACAAUUUCAAGUCAUUUAUACUUUCUGUUUUUGUAUUUUUAUGUAAACUUUUAAUGAGGGUAUUAUCUGCUCAGGACAACAAUUAACGGCCUAUACUUUCUCUAUCUGAAUCUGUGAGCCUGUAGUAAAAAGUAGUUCCCUUUCAGACCUUGCGAUAUAAUGAGUAGAUGAUGUUAAGGUCAUCUGUUUCUAUGGCCAGCGGUUAACGUGCAGGGUGUCACGUGGCCAGCACAACGACCUAUCGCAUUCACUUUCCCCAACUAAAGUCAGGUAACCAUUAGAGUUGGGUGGACUCAGGGGUGCCCAUAAAAAUCCAGAAAUAUCCCAGUCUUCACCGAGAUUCGAACCCAGGACCCUAGGCUCGGAAGCCGAGCCACCGCGCCCCCUGUGAGACUGUAUUCAACAGUAAAUAUAAUUUAUACAACUUCUAGUGACGGCUGUGUAAUUAUGUUUACAACGGCGCUAGUUUAUUGAGGCAAAGGCUCCUAGCCCAAUCUCCAUUGUAGACAGUUACUAGACAGACAUUUUUACAAGAGACUUAAAAAUGAUAAAAUUUCAUUGAGCUGUUAUGAAUACCUCAUCUCACUUAAGGGGAGUUAAGGUUGUUAAUAGCUGUAAUUAUGUUGAUGGUUUCGCUUGUUUUGUAUCACUCUCUUGAACUAUCUGCACCAACAGGUGAUCCCCAUUAGAUUUCAAUACACAAUAAAUUCAGUUUUAACUAUCACACUUAACUCGUAAGUAAACUCAAAACUUUUAUCAGAAAUCUACUUUUAUCAUUUUA